Messenger RNA from Elephantulus edwardii (Cape elephant shrew), 5049 nucleotides. It is a transcript of the gene CLTCL1, whose product is annotated as clathrin, heavy chain-like 1. Gene Ontology annotation, cellular component: clathrin complex; extracellular exosome; clathrin coat of trans-Golgi network vesicle. The transcript is spliced from 32 exons. The record is from RefSeq and is a predicted model, not a curated record. The coding region runs from base 1 to 5049 and encodes 1682 amino acids. Gene Ontology annotation, biological process: intracellular protein transport; receptor-mediated endocytosis. NCBI's taxonomy places the organism in Eukaryota, Metazoa, Chordata, Mammalia, Macroscelidea, Macroscelididae. Gene Ontology annotation, molecular function: clathrin light chain binding; structural molecule activity.
AUGGCGCAGAUCCUUCCAGUGCGCCUCCAGGAGCACUUACAGCUUUCAAGCCUGGGAAUUAGUCCAGCAAACAUUGGAUUCAACACCCUGACAAUGGAAUCUGACAAAUUCAUAUGCAUCCGAGAAGAAGUGGGUGAGCAGACUCAAGUAGUGAUUAUUGACUUGAGUGACCCAACCUCCCUGACCAGAAGGCCCAUUUCUGCAGAAAGUGCCAUCAUGAACCCAGUCUCCAAGGUGAUAGCUCUGAAAGCUGGGAAGAUGCUUCAGAUUUUUAAUAUUGAGAUGAAGAGUAAAAUGAAGGCUCAUACUAUGGUGGAAGAAGUGACUUUCUGGAAAUGGGUCUCUUCAGACACUGUUGCUCUGGUGACUGAGACCGCAGUCUACCACUGGAACAUGGCUGGUGACUCCCAACCUGUGAAAAUGUUUGACCGGCAUGCCAGUCUGGCAGGGUGCCAGUUGAUCCACUAUCGGACAGACAAGGACCAGAAGUGGCUGCUCCUCGUUGGCAUCUCAGCUCAGCAAAAUCAUGUGGUUGGGGCAAUGCAGCUCUACUCGGUUGACAGAAAGGUUUCACAGCCCAUAGAGGGCCAUGCUGCAGCCUUUGCGGAGUUUAUGAUUGAAGGAAAUGCCAAACCUUCCACUCUUUUCUGCUUUGCUGUACACACCCAUACAGAAAGCAAGUUGCACAUCACUGAAGUGGGACAGCCUGCAUCAGGGAACCGACCUUUUGUCAAGAAAGCUGUGGAUGUGUUUUUCCCUCCCAAAGCACUGACUGAUUUCCCAGUGGCGAUGCAGGUUGGAGCUAAGCAUGGUAUUAUAUACUUGAUCACCAAGUUUGGCUACCUUCAUGUCUAUGACAUAGAAUCUGGUGUGUUCAUCUACACGAACCGUAUUAGUGCUGACACAAUCUUUGUAACUGCUCCUCAUGAACUUACCUCUGGAAUCAUUAGUGUCAACAAAACAGGAGAGGUGCUGUCAGUCUGCAUUGAUGAAGAUAAUAUUAUGAAUUACAUAAUCAAUGUUCUUCAGAACCCAGAUCUUGGGCUGCGUUUGGCCACUCGUGGUAACCUGGCUGGGGCUGAGGAGCUGUUUGCCAGAAAAUUCAGUACCCUUUUUGAGCAGGGAAGCUAUGCUGAAGCUGCCAAAGUGGCAGUACUGGCACCAAAGGGAAUCCUGCGUACCAGUGACACAUUGCUCAAGUUCCAGAGUAUUCCUGCUCAGCCUGGUCAAGCUUCUCCUUUGCUCCAGUACUUUGGAAUCCUGCUUGAUCAUGGUCAACUUAACAAAUUCGAAUCCCUAGAACUCUGCCGCCUAGUUCUACAGCAGGGACGCAACCAACUCUUAGAGAAGUGGCUGAAAGAAGAGAAGCUGGAGUGUUCAGAAGAGCUUGGAGAUUUAGUCAAAACUGCUGACUCUACACUUGCGUUGAGUGUGUACCUUCGGGCAAAUGUUCCAAGCAAAGUUAACCAGUGCUUUGCAGAAACAGGGCAAUUCCAGAAAAUUGUACUCUAUGCCAAAAAGGUUGGGAGUACCCCUGACUGGAUCUUUUUGCUGAGGAGAGUAAUGAGGAUUGAUCCAGACCGAGGCCUGCAGUUUUCUCAAAUGCUAGUGCAGGGCGAGGAGCCACUGGCCGACAUUAACCAGAUUGUAGAUGUUUUCAUGGAAAACAGUCUAAUUCCACAAUGUACUUCAUUCUUGUUGGAUGCCUUGAGGAAUAAUCACCCAGGUGAAGGUCACCUCCAGACUCGACUGUUGGAAAUGAACCUGCUUCAUGCCCCCCAGGUUGCAGAUGUCAUGCUUGGAAGUCAGAUGUUCACACAUUAUGACCGGGCCCAUAUUGCCCAGCUCUGUGAGAAGGCAGGUCUCCUGCAGAGAGCACUGGAGCACUACACUGAUGUCUGUGACAUCAAGAGGAUUGUGAUCCACACUCACCACCUCAGUCCUGAGUGGCUUGUGGAUUUCUUCAGCUCCUUGUCCGUGGAGGCUUCUUUGGAGUGUCUUCAUGCUAUGCUGUCUGCAAAUGCCAGGCAGAACCUCCAGCUAUGUGUGCAGGUGGCAUCCAACUGCCAUGAGCAGUUGGGCACACAAUCCUUGGUGGAGCUCUUUGAAUCCUUCAGGAGUUAUGAAGGUCUUUUCCACUUCCUGGGCUCCAUUGUGAACUUCAGCCAAGAUGCAAACGUGCACUUCAAGUACAUCCAAGCUGCCUGCAAGACAGGUCAGAUCAAGGAAGUAGAAAGGAUUUGCCGGGAGAGUAACAGCUACCACCCUGAGCAUGUGAAGAACUUCCUGAAGGAGGCCAAGCUCACAGACCAGCUGCCCCUUAUCAUCGUGUGUGAUCGCUUUAACUUUGUUCAGGACCUUGUCCUUUACCUGUACCGGAAUAGCCUGCAGAAGUACAUCGACGUCUAUGUUCAGAAGGUCAACCCUAGUCGAAUGCCAGCUGUGGUUGGAGCGCUGUUGGAUGUGGAUUGUUCUGAGGAAACAAUUAAAAACCUAAUUACACUGGCUAGAGGACAGUUUUCCACUGAGGAGCUAGUGGCUGAAGUUGAAAAAAGAAACAGGCUAAAAUUGUUACUACCGUGGUUGGAGUCCCAGAUCCAGGAUGGCUGUGAGGAGCCUGCCAUUUACAAUGUUCUGGCCAAAAUAUACAUCGACAACAACAACAGCCCAGAGCGCUUCUUGAGAGAGAACACCUUCUACGACAGCAGUGUGGUGGGUCGGUACUGUGAGAAGCGGGACCCAUAUCUGGCCUGCAUUGCUUAUGAGAGGGGACACUGCGACAGUGAGUUCAUCCAGGUUUGCAAUGAGAACUCUCUGUUCAAAAGUGAAGCUCGCUACCUGGUGCGCAGGAAGGAUCCAGAGCUCUGGGCUCAUGUCCUUGGAGAAACGAACCUAUGCAGGAAGCAGCUCAUUGACCACGUGGUACAAACAGCCUUGCCAGAAACACAGGAUCCCGAAGAAAUCUCAGUCACUGUCAGGGCCUUUAUGACAGCUGGGCUGCCUAAUGAACUGCUGGAGCUGCUGGAGAAGAUCAUCCUGCAUAACUCUGUCUUCAGUGAGCACAGAAAUCUCCAGAACCUGCUGAUCCUGACUGCCAUCAAGGCAGACCACACUCGGAUCAUGGACUACAUCAACCACCUGGACAACUAUGAUGCCUCAGACAUCGCGAGCAUUGCCGUAAGCAGUGGCCUGUACGAGGAGGCCUUCACUAUUUUCCGCAAGUUUGACAUGAACACCUCAGCCAUCCAGGUCCUCAUCAAGCACAUUGGAAACCUAGACAGAGCAUAUGAGUUUGCGGUGAACUGUAAUGAGCCUUCGGUGUGGAGUCAGCUGGCCGAAGCCCAGCUCCAGAGAGACUUGGUGAAGGAAGCUAUCAACUCCUUUAUCAGAGCUGACGACCCUUCCUCUUACCCGGACAUUGUUCAGGCAGCAAGCAGGAGCAAUAAUUGGGCAGAACUAGUUAAAUUCCUGCAGUUUGCCAAGAAAACGAGCCGAGAUGCCUCUGUAGAGACUGAACUUAUAUUUGCCCUGGCUAAAACUGGCUGUCUGUCUGAGCUGGAAGGUUGCAUCAAUGAGUCCAGCAAUGCUGACCUCCAGCAGGUUGGAGACCGCUGUUACCAGGAGGGGUUGUAUUAUGCUGCCAAGCUGCUGUACAGCAGUAUUUGUAACUUUGCCUGCCUGGCUUCCACCUUAGUCCACCUCGGGGAGUACCAGGCAGCAGUGGACAGCAGCUGCAGGGCCAACAACAUACACACAUGGAAGGAGGUGUGCUUUGCCUGUGUGGAUGGGAAGCAGUUCCGCCUUGCACAGCUGUGUAGUCUCCACAUAGUCACUCAUGCCAAUGAGCUGGAGGACCUGAUCCACUAUUACCAGGACCGGGGCUACUUUGAGAAUCUGAUCGACCUGCUAGAGGCAGCCCUGGGCCUGGAACAGGCUCACAUGGGCAUGUUCACAGAGCUGGCCAUCCUCUACUGCAAGUUCAAGCCUCAGAAGAUGCGCGAGCACCUGGAGCUUUUCUGGUCCCACAUGAACAUCCCCAAGGUGCUGAGAGCCGCUGAGCAGGCGCAUCUCUGGGCUGAGCUGGUAUUCCUCUACACCAAGUAUGAAGAAUAUGACAACGCUGUACUCACCAUGAUAAAUCACCCCACGGAGGCCUGGGAGGAACACCAGUUCAAGGACAUCAGUGCCAAGGUUGCCAGUGUCGAGCUCUGCUACAAAGCCCUGCAGUUCUAUCUGGAUUACAAACCUCUACUCAUCAAUGACCUCCUGCUGGCACUGGAUCCCCGCCUGGACCAUACCCGGACUGUCAGCUUCUUCUCAAAUGCAGGCCAGCUGGCCUUGGUGAAGCCCUACCUGAGAGCAGUCCAGAGCCACAACAACAAGAGUGUGAAUGAGGCACUCAAUCAGCUUAUGACUGAGGACGAGGAUUACCAGGGUUUAAGGAUGUCUGUGGAUGCCUACAACAACUUUGACCACGUGGGCCUUGCCCAGAAGUUAGAAAAGCACCAGCUGGUGGAGUUCCGGCGCAUUGCUGCUCAUCUGUACAAGGGCACUAAGCGGUGGGCUCAGAGCAUUGAGCUCUGUAAGAAGGAUCAGCUCUAUAAGGAUGCCAUGCAGCAUGCUGCAGAGUCCCAGGAUCCCCAGCUGGCUGAGCAUCUGCUGCAGUGGUUCGUGGACGAGGGCCAGCGGGAGUGCUUUGUGGCUACACUCUUCACCUGCUACGAUCUGCUGCGCCCAGAUGUGGCGCUGGAGCUGGCCUGGAGGCACGGCCUGGCAGACUGCACCAUGCCCUACUUCAUCCAGCUGAUGCAUGAGUACCUCGGCAAAGUAGAUUCACUGGAGACCUCAGAGAGUCUGCAGCAGCAGGAACAGCAUGUGGCAUCCACCCCUCUCACGUUGGGCGCCCAGACGCGCCAUUGGCUGCGCAGCCGUGCCACCGGCCGCAAGCGCCCGCGCGCCCCGCCCCGGCCUCAGUUUCCCGCCCGGCACGGGGGCGGGGCAGGGGCGGGGCCCGGCUCGGACCACGCGGGGCGGAGCCCCCAAAGCUGA